Hevea brasiliensis (rubber tree) is the source of this 387-nucleotide messenger RNA. RefSeq names its product protein PELPK1-like. The record is from RefSeq and is a predicted model, not a curated record. NCBI's taxonomy places the organism in Eukaryota, Viridiplantae, Streptophyta, Magnoliopsida, Malpighiales, Euphorbiaceae. The coding region runs from base 1 to 387 and encodes 128 amino acids. The transcript has a single exon.
AUGGCCUCUUUCAAUUUCUUCAUCCUAGUGCUUUUCAUUGCUUUGUCAUUUUCAAGCAUCAAUGUUGCCGUAGCAGCUCGCCAUCUUCUGCAAUUGUCACCUCUGUCUUUAGUGCCAAAUUUGCCUAACCCAACGGUGCCUUCUUUGCCUAAACCAACAUUGCCACCAUUGCCUUCUUUGCCAACGCUGCCACAACCUACACUACCAACUUUGCCAACCACUCAGCCUUCAUUGCCUAAACCCACGCUACCUCCACUUCCUAGCCUGCCAACCAUGCCCGCUGUCCCCCAGGUCACCUUGCCUCCGCUGCCAAGCAUCCCCUCCAUCCCCACAAUCCCUACUACAAUUCCCUCAAUCCCUUUCCUCUCCCCACCACCUGGGAACUAG